This is a messenger RNA of Thalassophryne amazonica, 3004 nucleotides long. It is a transcript of the gene ace2, whose product is annotated as angiotensin I converting enzyme 2. Gene Ontology annotation, cellular component: plasma membrane. Gene Ontology annotation, molecular function: metallopeptidase activity; peptidyl-dipeptidase activity. Bases 271 to 2685 code for a protein of 804 amino acids. The transcript is spliced from 19 exons. NCBI's taxonomy places the organism in Eukaryota, Metazoa, Chordata, Actinopteri, Batrachoidiformes, Batrachoididae. Gene Ontology annotation, biological process: proteolysis. The record is from RefSeq and is a predicted model, not a curated record.
AAGAGGCCUCAAUCUUAAUGGACUAACCUGGUUGAAUAAAGGUUAAAAAAUGUGUGACAGGUAAAAACUGACACCUCCCUCAGUGUAUUACAGCCCAUCGGAGUUCAGGGCUCUGUCUGAAACAUCCUAUCUCCAAAGAAAAAGUCAAAUCCACUAUCAGUUAUGGCUCUGUCCAAAGGCCAAGGCUGAGCAGGCAGUGACUGAAACUGUACAACAGAUCACAGCGUCCUUCCUUGUGUGUUUGUGUGUGAACGCAGCCAAAGCAGUAACAUGCCUGCUGGGAUUCUUGUAGUGUUGUUGGUUUUGUCAUUUGGUGUUGAUGCUCAGUCAGAUGUGGAGAACAAGGCAGAAGAGUUUCUGAAAUCCUUCGAUGAAGAAGCCACACUUCGUGCGUACAAUUAUUCACUGGCAUCAUGGGCUUACAACACCAACAUCACCAAGGAGACGUCAGACAACCUGUCUAAAGAGUCUCAAAUGUGGGCGGAAUUCUACAAUAACAAAUCUGAAGAGUCCCAAAAUUAUAACAUUGACCAGAUCACCAACCCACAAAUCAAACUACAGCUCAUUGCUCUGCAGAACAAAGGCUCUGGAGCUCUGUCUGAGGACAAGGCUGCACACCUGAGAAAUGUCUUGGGUGAGAUGAGUACAAUCUACAGCACAGCAACAGUUUGCCUCCAGGACGACUGCCAUACUCUUGAGCCAGGGCUGGAAAAUAUAAUGGCCACAAGUAUAAAUUACAAUGAGCGUUUGCACGUGUGGGAGGGCUGGAGGACAAAGGUGGGGAAGAAGAUGAGACCUCUGUACGAGGACUACGUGGUUCUGAACAACGAAGCAGCAAAGCUGAACGGUUUUGAAGACUAUGGUGCAUACUGGAGAUAUAAUUAUGAGACUAUUGAGAAGGACGGUCGUUACAGUUACACCAGGGCUCAGCUGAUGGAAGACGUCCGUUCACUAUACAGAGACACGCUGCCUCUCUACAAACAGUUGCAUGCCUAUGUGAGGGCCAAGCUUAUGGAGGUCUACCCAGGCCUUAUUGACCCUAAAGGACCUCUGCCAGCCCACCUGCUUGGUGAUAUGUGGGGAAGAUUCUGGACCAACCUGUACCCACUGAUGAUCCCCUACCCUGACAAACCAAAUAUUGAUGUCAGUCAAACUAUGGUAGAACAGGGCUGGACCACACAUCGUUUUUUUGAAGAAGCAGAGAGGUUUUUCAUGUCGGUGGGCCUGUAUAAGAUGUUUGAUAACUUCUUGAAUAAUUCAAUGCUGGUGAAGCCCGAUGAUGGACGUAAGGUGGUCUGUCACCCCACAGCAUGGGACAUGGGGAACAGAGAAGACUUCAGAAUCAAGAUGUGCACCAAGGUCAACAUGGAUGAUUUCCUAACAGUUCAUCAUGAGAUGGGUCACAGCCAGUACCAGAUGGCAUAUCGAAACCUGUCAUAUCUCCUGAGGGACGGCGCAAAUGAGGGUUUCCAUGAAGCUGUUGGAGAAAUUAUGUCCCUCUCUGCUGCGACACCCAAACAUCUGCAGGGCCUAGGACUCCUACCUGAAGACUUUAUUUACGAUAGUGAUACGGAGAUCAACUUCUUGCUGAAGCAAGCGUUAACCAUUGUGGCCACGCUGCCUUUCACCUACAUGCUGGAGGAAUGGAGGUGGCAAGUGUUUUAUGGGGAAAUCACCAAGGACCAAUGGAUGAAACGUUGGUGGGAGAUGAAGAGGGAGCUGGUCGGGGUGGUGGAGCCACUACCAAGAGACGAGACCUACUGUGACCCACCUGCUCUCUUCCAUGUGUCUGGUGACUAUUCUUUCAUCAGGUACUUCACCAGAACCAUCUACCAGUUCCAGUUCCAAAAAGCGCUGUGUGAUGCCGCACUCCAUAAUGGCACCUUGUCUACAUGUAGUAUUAAUGGUUCUACAGAAGCAGGCAAAAAGUUAAGGGAAAUGCUGGAGCUAGGCAGGUCUAAACCCUGGACCCUGGCUUUGGAAAAAGUGUCUGGGGAGGUGAGGAUGAAUGCCAAACCACUACUGGAUUAUUUUGAUAAACUCCAUGUAUGGCUGAAAACAGAGAACAGUAAACACAAGCGGACUGUAGGCUGGGAGCCAUCAAUAGAUGCCAAUUCACCACAUGCCAUUAAAGUGAGGAUAAGUUUGAAGGCUGCCAUGGGAGCAGAUGCUUAUCCCUGGAAUGAUAACGAGUUCUACCUUUUCAAGACCAACAUUGCUUAUGCUAUGAGGCAGUACUACAGUCAAAAGAACCUGACUAUUCCCUUCAGUUCAGAAAAUGUUGUGAUUUACGAUAAGACUCCCAGAAUAUCUUUCUACAUGAUGGUUACAUAUCCGGCGAAUUCUUCCAGUUUCGUCUCAAAGGGAGACUUGGAGGCUGCUAUAAGGUUAUCCCGUGAUCGAAUCAACGAUGCCUUCCAACUAGAUGACUAUACCCUGGAGUUUGUGGGUAUCCCAGUGACGCUGGCCCCUCCUGUGGAGCAGCCUGUAAAGGUGUGGCUGGUGGUCUUCGGGAUCGUCAUGGGAGUUGUGGUGCUAACGGGGACCUACCUCAUCGUUUCAGGCAUCAGAGAGCGUAAGAAAAUGUCUGCAGCGACACGCACAGAGAACCCCUAUGAUACACAUAUUGAUGGACAGGUGAACAAAUCUUUUGAUGAGAGUGAUGAGGAACACACCGGAUUCUGAGCUCACUGCAGCCUCACAAGGACAAAAAGAACGUGUUCUACCAGCUGACUGUACAGGAUACUUGUAAUCAGUGUUCAACACCUGUACAGUGUCUUGCUACAUGGCAUUUAAUUCAUUUUUAUUUCUUUUUGCUUCCCUUACCCAAUAUUUCCAUAACUCUACUAUGUGUACAUUUAUCAGAACUGCAUUUUGUCAAAUUUCGUCCACAUUUAUUAAAAAUGUCUUUUUUAAAGUUUUUGUUGAUAAUUUAGAUACUUGAAUUCAAAAGUUAUAUUUUUGUCCUUUACGUAUCACUCUCUAUAAAAGACUGAUGGUCACA